Molecule: messenger RNA, 1459 nt
Organism: Eucalyptus grandis
Lineage: Eukaryota; Viridiplantae; Streptophyta; Magnoliopsida; Myrtales; Myrtaceae
Product: disease resistance protein RUN1-like
Exons: 2
Coding region: 212-1183 (323 amino acids)
Biological process (GO): signal transduction; defense response
Molecular function (GO): ADP binding
Source: RefSeq, a predicted model, not a curated record
CCACUUCAUUCUCUGAUUUCGAUGGCGGAUUUUCAUCGGUCUCGCCCGAUUCCUUCCUUUCCUUGACGAGUUUCCAAAACCCUAACCUAGCCCCCUUCUCCUCCUUCUCUUAGCCGCUUCGUACGCCUACUCCCCUGGGUAUGAAACUGGGAGAGGGAUCUUUGAAAUAGAGUGGGAAGAGGGACGAAAACUGAUUUCGUUUCGAAAGAAGAUGGACAUCCAGGAUUCUCGCAACUGUGGACAAGGUUCCUCCGAAACAAGAGAAAACGAUGUGUUUUUUAGCUUCAGCGGACAGGAUGAUUGCAAUGACUUUGUGGAUCAUCUUUACCGUAGCCUCCGCCAAGCGGAGAUCAGUGUGUUAAGGGAUGAUGACCAACUUGCCGUGGGAGAGGAGAAAGGGCCGUCGCUUACCCAAGCGAUCAGGCAUUCCAAGAUCGCCAUUCCGAUCCUGUCAGAGAACUAUCUGUCGAGCAUGUCGUGCCGCGCAAAGCUGGCUCAGAUCGUGAAGUGCCACAAGUGCCACAAGACGACGGGCCAGAUCAUCAUGCCAGUCUUCUUCAACGUCUCGCCAGCGGUCGUAAAAAAAGGAUCCUCCGAUUAUGAAAAGGUUAUCGCCAGGCAUAGACAGGAAGACCCAAAGACCCUCCAGGAAUGGAAGAAAGCUCUCAUCCAUUUGGGAUCCAUCUCAGGGGGGACGAGUAAUCGCUCCGGCACAGAUGCUUCACUCAUCGAUGAACUUGUCGCAAAUGUGUUGAGGGCGCUGAACAGAUACCUUGUUGACAUCGAGCAUGAUGUGGAAAGAGUUAUGGAAUUACUAGAUGAGAAAUCUAGCGAUGUUCGUGUAGUAGGAAUACAUGGCAUAAGGGGCACCGGGAAGACCACAAUUGCAAAGCUCAUCUGCACUAGAAUGUUUCGUCAAUUUGAUGACCGGAGCUUUUUGGAAAGCGUUAGAGAAUAUGAAGAAAGACAACUAGGUUUAAAAUUUUUGCAACAUCGGUUGUUUUCUGACCUUCUCGGUGAAACACAUGGACAAAUUAGUUCUUUUGAAGAGAGGAUCAAGCUUCUCAAAGAUCAAUUCGUCUGCAUGAAAUUUCUUAUUGUUCUCGAUGAUGUUGGAGCAAGCUUUCAACUUGAACAAAUUCUAAGAAAUCCUGAUUGGUUAGGCUCGGAAGCAGGAUCAUAAUUACCACCAGAAAAGUACAAGCUUUAGCUAAGCUUGAAGAGUCCCGAAUUCAUGAGGUCAUGGGCAUGCAAAAAGGUGAUGCCCUUAAACUUUUUCACACCCAAGCCUUCAAGGAGAGGCCUGUUCCAAAUGAAUUCGAUACUCUGUCCAAAGAAAUAGUAUGAACUAUUGACUGGCAUCCUUCGACAAUUGAUGUUGUCGGGUCAUAUCUAUAUUCUAAAACCAAGGGCAAGUGGGAGCAGACAUUAAAUAAGUUGCAAAAAGUAGACGAGUUGC